AGACUUAAAACAAGUCGUCGUUGUCUCCAUGAAAGCAUAUAACCCCUCUAACUCGAGGUCACAUUGUCAGAGGAUAAAUAAUAUUGGAGGAGACAGCAAUGAAGAAGCUGCUUUCUAAAAUGUUAACGAGGCUGAGCAAAAGUCUUGAGAUUACAAUGCCUUCGCGUAUACCACCUACAAAGAACAAAGGGAGGUCAUGGCCGUUAUGGUUAUUUCUUGGAGGGGUUACCUUCAGUCUCGAGGAGUCGUUUAAGAUCGUACAGCGAGAAAUGUACAAGGCACAUAUGGAAUUAAGACGAGAAUGCUUGGAAAUGGAUCCAAGAAAGCUGAAUACAGUUGAAAAUGUGGACAAGUUGGGAUUCGAAAGGGUUGUAUGCAAAGGCGUAUACGAUAAACAAAGAUCGAUCUAUGUGGGUCCAAAGCCUAGAUCCAUGGCUCAAGGGUCUGAAAAUGGAUUCUAUGUCAUUACACCUCUUUUGCCAAUCCCUAAUGAACCAAAUAGUAUGAAGUCACCUAUUCUAGUAAAUCGCGGAUGGGUCCCUUUGGAUUGGGAAGAAAAGUCUGUGGAAUGUAUACAAGCUGAUGAUGUUCUUGUUGCAACCGCUAAUAAGGAUGAGUCUAUAAGAGCUAAGAAACUACUCUCCUCUCAACUAAAUCCCUUGUCAAAGUUCUUGUAUAAGUUUAACAACUCAAUGAUUGCUGAGCAGGAGAAAGUCUCAAAGGCUAUGCAUGUGGAAGUGGUUGGUGUAGUUAGGAAAAGUGAAACUCCAGGCAUUUUUUAUUCACUAGCACAUUAUCCAGGUUCGCUUGCUUGGUUCUUCCUUGACGUCCCUAAGUUAGCUCAGACCAUGGGAUUUGGUGAGGACACGAUCUAUGUAGAGAAGACUCACAGAGAUAUGGAUGAAAGUAGACCUUAUCCAUCUCCUAGACACGUUGAGGACUUGAUCAAAAGUAAAAAGUUACCACUGGAACUGGUCGAUUACAUAGUAUUAUGGAGCUUGAUCUCUCUGGCAUGCUUUAUGAAGUGGAGUACGUGUAUUGUGCAAAGAUAUGGAAAAUGUGAACCUGGUGGUUUAAAGCUAAUACAUAGUCUAUUUCUUUUUGUUGCUUAUAUAAAAUGGAAAGUAUACAGUCAUCGUGACUUAUUCUACGUAAUAGACACUAUUGGUGUUGGGUGUGUCACUAACCUCGACCCAAGGCAACAAGAUGGAGUCAAAGGCAGCAUAGAUUGGGAUGGAGAAGAGAUCGAUGAGAGGACAUGGACCUUGUACUCGUUUAUAUAAGCAAAGGAGAAGAAUAUACUAGAGAGGAGAACUUCAUUUCGAACAAGAACGCUUUAUAUUUAAUCAGUUUUGUUGUAUCCAUAUCUUAUAAAACAUUUAGCAUCUAGAUCGUCAUUUGUACUCUUCACCUCGAUUUAUUAGCAAGUAUGCACUAUCAGUUUUUAGAUUUUA
Raphanus sativus (radish) is the source of this 1454-nucleotide messenger RNA. Its product is annotated as surfeit locus protein 1-like. Gene Ontology annotation, cellular component: membrane. The record is from RefSeq and is a predicted model, not a curated record. Lineage: Eukaryota; Viridiplantae; Streptophyta; Magnoliopsida; Brassicales; Brassicaceae.